AUGUCUUGGAAAAAAAUCAACGGUACACUUACACAACUGGCUGUCGGUCGUGGUAAUAAUGUUUGGGGUGUCGAUUCACGAGAUAAUAUUUAUCAAUUCCAUCAUAAAGAAUGGCAUCAAAUUGAAGGUAAUGCUUUCAAUGUCGGGGUCGGUAGUGAUGGGACAGUUUGGAUUGUCAAUCGUGAUGAAGAGAUCUUCACUCGAGUUAAUAAUACAUGGGAAAAAGUCGAUGGAUCACUGAUUCAAAUAUCCGUUGGAGACAAGAACAACGUUUGGGGUAUCGAUCGUUAUGAUAAUGUUUUUUACCGAUCUGACGAUGAUUGGGUCCAAGUGCCAGGAUCCUUGAUUAAUGUUUCCGUAGCUUCCGAUGGCACUGUAUGGGGUGUUAGCAGAAGUAGGAAUGUUCAUAGAUGGAACGGCGUGUAUUGGGAAGAAAUUUGUGGUAGGCUUAAACAGAUUUACACUGGCAACGCGUCAUUCGUGAUCGGCGUGAAUGACGACGACGAGAUUUUUCAAUUUCGUAAUGGAACCUGGUUCGAGUGGGAUGACAAGGAUGAUGAGAUUUACACUCGUCAAGAUGGAGGAAUCGGCGGGCCUGUUUUCGGAAGUUCAUUUAAAUAG
Molecule: messenger RNA, 621 nt
Organism: Funneliformis mosseae
Lineage: Eukaryota; Fungi; Glomeromycota; Glomeromycetes; Glomerales; Glomeraceae
Source: the annotation of a GenBank genome assembly